AUGUUCGGGACAGAACCUGCAGAGAGUGGCUAUUCUGAGGGAGAAGACAUGGGGCAAGCGGUAACAUAUUUUCAGAAGAAAGACACGGCGUUCAUCUCUUUCGAAGAUCUCGCCGAUGACAUUCGGCAGGCCAAAUAUGUCGUGGCGCUCACGGGCGCGGGUGUCUCUGCGGAGAGUGGCAUUCCAACGUUCCGCGACCCGUCGGACGGCUUGUGGACGAAAUAUGACCCGGCGGUAUAUGCGACAGUUUGGGGAUUCUGGCGACACCCACAGAAGAUCUGGGAACUUCUCCAUGAUUUCAUGCGGUCAAACGACCCCGUGCCAAAUCCGGCUCAUAUAGCGUUAACAGAUCUCCAGCGGCUUGGAUACCUGAAAUCCAUUGUGACGCAGAACGUCGACAAUCUUCACCAGGACUCAGGGUCUACUAACGUCAUCGAGUAUCAUGGUAGCCUUCUCUCUGCAACGUGCAGGCGAUGCGGGGAGAAAUUGCCUCUGUCCAAGUCCAUGCUGCAAGACGACAACUUCACCAAGGAGCUACCCCCUAAGUGCGCGUGCGGCGGUAUCUUCAAGCCCGACGCCAUUCUGUUUGGGGAAGGCAUUCCGGCCCACGCCGUGCAGAACGCGAAUCGAGAAGUGGAUAAAUGCGACCUUCUCUUGGUUGUUGGCACGAGCGCUUCUGUCUCUCCAGCCUCUAGCUUGCCGUACCGGGCGUUGCGCGGUGGAGCGAAGGUUGUCGAGAUUAACUUGGAGACAACAGGACUGACGAACCGGAUCAGCGACAAGUUUGUUCGGGGCCCGGCGAGUCAGUUGACCCGAACGGUGGCGACGCUGCGAAGUGAUGGAGGCACCGCGACGAAAACGCAGUCAUCCAUUCCCACAAGCAAUUGA
Neospora caninum is the source of this 888-nucleotide messenger RNA. Its product is annotated as putative NAD-dependent deacetylase. The record is from RefSeq and is a predicted model, not a curated record. The coding region runs from base 1 to 888 and encodes 295 amino acids. NCBI's taxonomy places the organism in Eukaryota, Apicomplexa, Conoidasida, Eucoccidiorida, Sarcocystidae. Gene Ontology annotation, molecular function: NAD+ binding. The transcript has 7 exons.